This is a messenger RNA of Brienomyrus brachyistius, 2007 nucleotides long. It is a transcript of the gene syt8, whose product is annotated as synaptotagmin VIII. Gene Ontology annotation, molecular function: calcium-dependent phospholipid binding; syntaxin binding; calcium ion binding. Gene Ontology annotation, biological process: synaptic vesicle endocytosis; regulation of calcium ion-dependent exocytosis; cellular response to calcium ion. Lineage: Eukaryota; Metazoa; Chordata; Actinopteri; Osteoglossiformes; Mormyridae. The transcript is spliced from 10 exons. The coding region runs from base 219 to 1442 and encodes 407 amino acids. Gene Ontology annotation, cellular component: synaptic vesicle membrane; dense core granule; axon. The record is from RefSeq and is a predicted model, not a curated record.
GUUAAGAAGAUGUUCUGGAGAAGCAUUUAAAUGACUGGGGUGAAAGUAAAGAAGUGGAACCUGGAAGUGGAGACAAGUGAGGCUUUACACAGAAGCCUAUUUACAAGAUAAAAGGCUUAGUGGAUCAAGAGCCUAGAAACUUCAGGAACGUCGGAUGAGUGGAGAAUUAAAUGCCUGCCCUCUUACCAAAAAAGCCUCACCAUUUCAGCUCCUAGAUCAUGCCUACCGCAAAGCCAUCAAAACCCACUCACGCUAGACCUAACCCCAAAGUAACACUCACCACCGCGUUCAACAGCACCACCACCGCCGCUCCCGGCUUUAUCGACCAGCUGCUCAACAAGAUCCCCUUGCCAAGAUGGGCUAUCUACGCCAUCCUGGCUCUUAUCCUCCUAGUGUUUCUAGUUUGCAUUCUCUGCAUCUGUAUAAAAUGCUGCUGCAAAGGGAAGAAACAUAAGAAGAAAAAGAAACCAGACCAGCAGAUCAAUCUCAAAGAUGUGAAUGGCUCCACUACCACUGCCCUGGUCCAGCCCGAGGUAGAUGUGGAGUAUGGCUCAGCAGACAAGAACAGAGGAAGAAUUCUCUACUCUCUGGAGCACAAUGCACAGAAAUCUGAGCUGACAGUGGGCAUUAAGGAGGCCAGUGCUUUGAAAGCUAUGGAUUUUGGAGGAACCUCAGACCCUUAUGUCAAAGUCUACUGCCUUCCCAAAAAGUCAAAGACCUAUGAGACCAAAGUCUUCCGGAAAACUCUCAACCCAGCGUUCAACGAGCAUUUCAAAUUCCAGAUUUCUCAGGCUGAUCUCGGUGAGUCUACGCUGGUGGUGCAGGUGUACGACUUCAACCGAUUCUCCAAACAUGACAUCAUUGGUGAGCUUCGGCUACAGCUUGGCACGGUGGACUGGAACCAUGUGAUCGAGGAGUGGAAAGAUCUGAAUGAGCCAUCCAAGUUCGAGCAAGAAAACCUAGGCGAGAUUUGCUUCUCCCUUCGCUACGUGCCAACGGCCAACAAGCUGACCAUCGUGAUCCUCGAGGCCAAGAAUCUGAAGGACAUGGACAUAAACGGCUCUUCGGACCCGUAUGUGAAAGUGCAGCUGAUACUGGACAAGAAGAAGUGGAAGAAAAAGACAACUUCAGUUAAGAAGAAGACACUGAAUCCGUACUUCAACGAAUCCUUCACUUUCGACGUGUCAUUCGAACAGAUCCAGAAACUGCAGCUGGUCAUCUCAGUGUGGGAUCACGACAAGCUGAGCAGGAACGACGCCAUGGGGAAGAUCUUCCUGGGCUGCGACUCCACAGGGAACCAGCUGCGUCACUGGGCAGACAUGCUGUCCAACCCACGGCGCCCCGUGGCCCAGUGGCACUCCCUGCUGUCGGCCGAGCAGGUGGACUCCACCCUGGCACUUAAGCACAGUAUCAGGAUACCCUUCACCAAUAAGGUCUUCUGACAGCCCACGUCGCCACGCUUGGGCUUCACGUGUGCUGGACUAUUUCUGUCUUUAGGGCGGAAUCAUUCAUCUUCAUUCGCCCCCAGUGACAUUUCUCGGGUGUUACAUUGUGGAAAUGUUUCUCUUGUUAGGGGAGGCCUUUGGCAUCAUGGAAUCACACAUGACUCAUUUUGGGGUCAACACUUUAGGCAGCAUGACAGCUUGAUCUCCCUUUCUUCAUUUGCUAUAGUUUCAGUUUAAAGGUAAGAAAUGUGGAUCCUAUAAGUUUGAUGUGAAUUGGGAAGGGCCCUAUAGUGCCACUUUUAAAACUAUAUAUCACAUCUGGGAAUUCCACCAGAGAGGUAAAAGAACUGGAGCAUUAUUCGAAUCCAGAUUGCUUUUAUUAAUGAUCUGAAUUGGUUUUAUAAGCAAGAAAUACAAAUGUUGCCACUUUUGACAUUAUCACGCUGUAUUGGAUGUAUGUUAACAAUCCAGUGAACGUCUGCCUUAAAGGUUCAUAAUAUAAUUGCAGAAUAUGUACUUGAGUUACCUUCGUUUCACUAGAAUGAACUGCAAAUAUUAUUUA